This is a messenger RNA of Peronospora belbahrii, 576 nucleotides long. Lineage: Eukaryota; Oomycota; Peronosporomycetes; Peronosporales; Peronosporaceae. The record is from the annotation of a GenBank genome assembly.
AUGCUGUUUCUUGCAGCCUGUGUAGGCCUUCAUACGUUCAAAUGGUCGAUCUACAAUGCGGACAGUCAGACGGAAUCUGGCUGUCUCAGCUUCUUAGGCGUUUGCCUCGGCUUGCUCCUAAUGUUUGGCGAGUCGACGUGGGAACUCUUCUUUUUCUUUUUUGGAUUUAUGAGGUAUCGUCUUGGCCGAGCUUGCAUCUAUAUUAUCAGUGGCAUGAUGCCUGCGACACUAGGCAAGGCUCGUGAUCGGGAGUGUGACUGUAACGACAAUGUCGUUUUGAUCAUCGAAGGCGUUGCCCUUAUCGCGAUAGCCAUAUUGCAGUUACUGGCCAUCUUCUUGUUCGGCAACAAUAGCUCUACACGCUAUAACCAAGAACUGGCCCAAAGAAUUGAUCUGUCUGAAACCACCCCUUUGCCAGUCAUUGUACCUCGCCAAUCGUCAAAAGACACGACUUCGUUUCAAGCUGUCAUCCAGCCCCCUUGCGCCAGCUUUAUGAAAGCUCGUGAGCAAGUAAUGCAAGCGUCUCCUCCUGCUCCUGGAGGUAAUAAUCUGCCAUCUUGGAUGCAUUCGUCCUAG